GCUCAGGUAAUGGUUUUUAUUGUCAAAUUAUCAAUGAUACAUACCAAGUAAUACAGGCUCUUCAAUGGAGCACAUUGUGUUAGCUGUGAUAUUAAGUAUAGAUGGAUUCUCUGCUGUCAGGCUUUGGCAACCUUUUUUUUUUUUUUUUGUGUGUGCAAGCCAAAUGGUCGAGAGCUGUGACUGUCAAAGAUUUCAUCAACGUUUGCAGCCGGUCAUGCUCAGGCACAGUACCAAAGCAACUAUGGCGACCCUUCGCAACUGCAUGCGAGCGAUCCAUACUCACGGAGCGAUCCGAGUGCCACGAAAUGUAGCAAUACCGGUGCGUGCAGCUUCGCGUUUUGGUCAAUUUGAGCGCCUGAAUCCUCCUUCGCUCCAUUCCGUAGAUGUCACCAAAUGGAAACGACGAGAAGUUCCGAUAGAAAUAGAGCGACCACCCUAUGCUGAAAGCGGGGAGCCGUCAGAAUGGGAAGGCCAUAUUCCUAUUCUUGAUCAAAUUGAAAUUGACAAGAUGACGACAGCCGGCGAUUUAGCGAGACGAGUACUUGAUAUGGGUGGAAAGCUGUGCCAGCCUGGGAUAACGACAGAUUCCAUUGAUAAAAUAUUGCAUGCCGCCAUCGUGUCCGAAGGCGCCUACCCAUCACCACUGAAUUACAUGGGAUUUCCAAAAAGUGUUUGUACUUCCAUAAACAAUGUUAUUGCGCAUGGAAUACCAGAUCUCCGUCAGUUGAAGAGUGGGGAUAUCAUCAACGUCGAUGUAACAGUCUACCUUGACGGUUAUCACGGAGACACCUCGGCAACUUUCUUGGUUGGCGAUGUUGAUGAGCCAGGUCGUGCACUAGUAGAUUGCACAAAAGAGUCUUUGGAUCUGGCGAUAGCUGCAUGUGGGCCAGGCGUUCCCUUUAAAGAAAUUGGAAGGGUUAUCAGUGACUGCGCAGCAAAGCAAUCUUUCUCGAUAUCGGAAGAGCUCUCUGGCCAUGGUAUUGGACGGAAUUUUCAUUGUCUACCUCUGAUUUAUCAUCAUGCCAACAAUGAGGAGGGAAUCAUGGAACCUGGGAUGGCAUUUACUAUAGAGCCGAUAAUAUGUCAAGGCUCGGCUGUAGGAAUACAAUGGCCGGACAAGUGGACGAUCACUACGGCUGACGGGGGUCGAAGUGCUCAAUUUGAACACACGAUUGUCAUUACAGAAGACGGUUGCAAUAUAUUGACUGAUUAGUGUAGAGAUCUAAAUAUAUGGAUUUUUUGUAUAUGAGCCUGCACGUCUCUGUUCUCGAAUACAUGGUGCGGUAUUUGGAAUGUCGUUUCGGAGCUUGCAUGGCGUUUCAUUUUUCCGUUGUAAACAGUAUAAAAGCAAACCUGGCUUUCCGCUUCAUAGUUUUCUCGUUAGCUCAC
Messenger RNA from Umbelopsis ramanniana AG, 1389 nucleotides. RefSeq lists its product as uncharacterized. Gene Ontology annotation, molecular function: metalloaminopeptidase activity. NCBI's taxonomy places the organism in Eukaryota, Fungi, Mucoromycota, Umbelopsidomycetes, Umbelopsidales, Umbelopsidaceae. The coding region runs from base 65 to 1213 and encodes 382 amino acids. Gene Ontology annotation, biological process: proteolysis. The transcript has 7 exons. The record is from RefSeq and is a predicted model, not a curated record.